UUCAGGGUUUUUUUUAAAGUUACAAGAAGUUGAAAUAAAUUGCUCACAGCCUGACAGAAUGGCAGACCAGAAGCGCCUCGCCUACUCCAUCAUCCAGUUUCUGCAUGACCAGCUACAAAAUGGGGGUCUGUCUCCAGAUGCUCAGGAGAGUUUGGAAGUGGCCAUCCAGUGCCUGGAGACAGCGUUCGGGGUCUCGAUGGAAGACCAAGGCCUGGCUGUGUCCCAGACUCUUCCCGAAAUAUUUGAAGCUGCUACGGGGAAGGAGCCUGAACACCUCAGGACUAACUCGGAGCCCAUCACCCCCUCUGAAGAUGACAUAGCGGAAGCUGAAAGACUCAAAACUGAAGGAAACGAGCAAAUGAAGGCAGAGAACUUUGAAGCUGCCGUCUCCUUCUACGGAAAAGCGAUUGAGUUAAACCCAGCCAAUGCCGUGUACUUCUGCAACAGAGCUGCUGCGUACAGUAAACUGGGAAACUAUGCCGGAGCGGUGAGAGACUGUGAAAGAGCCAUAGGCAUCGAUCCCAACUACAGCAAAGCUUAUGGCAGGAUGGGCUUGGCCCUCUCCAGCUUGAAUAAACACACAGAAGCUGUUGUUUACUACAAGAAAGCCCUGGAGCUGGAUCCAGACAAUGACACGUACAAAUCGAACCUCAAAAUAGCUGAGCAGAAAAUGAAGGAGACUCCCAGUCCGGCAUCUAACCUAAUGAACAAUCCACAAGUACAACAGCUCAUGUCUGGGAUGAUUUCUGGUGGCCACAACACCAUGGGAGCAGCGGGCACCAGCCCCUCCACGAACGAUCUCGCCAGCCUCAUACAAGCGGGCCAGCAGUUCGCCCAGCAGAUGCAGCAGCAGAAUCCUGAACUAAUAGAGCAGCUGCGGAGCCAGAUCCGGAGUCGAACUCAACGAUGCACUCGUCACUACGGGAUGUUCUUCACCUCCCUGCCCACGUGCCACUUCAGAGAAGUGUCCCCGUCCUCCCUCACCCCUGUCCUGCCCCGCUGGAUCUUCUUGCCCGUUACGGGACG
Leptosomus discolor (cuckoo roller) is the source of this 1026-nucleotide messenger RNA. The record is from RefSeq and is a predicted model, not a curated record. Lineage: Eukaryota; Metazoa; Chordata; Aves; Leptosomiformes; Leptosomidae.